AUGUUCAUGGGCACUUCGUCCCCCGCUUCUCCGCAAAUCGUCUCAGGUACGCACUGUCUUCUUUGGAAGUCUGAGGUUGGAUACCAUCCUUACAGGAUGCUCUUCGUCCGGAUGUGUCCCCGCUACAAUCGUUCCUAGAACUUCUGGCUUUUGGCCGAAUGCGGAUGUGCUAACAGGGCUUCAAAUCGAGCAGCAGCAGACUCAGAACCAACUAGUUCAACAGGACGAUUCUGGGAAUGUUGUGUCCGGGAAUGUCGUGAAUCCUUCUGGAUCCUCAAGUACCGCUCAGCCACCGGUCAUCUACAUUGCUCGUGCCGGAUCCGAUCAGUACAAGUAUUCGGUUGUUUCGAGCACUCAGAGCCCUCUGGGAAGCGGCGUCGGAUGGAAUUCCAAUGGAUUCCAGAGUUCAUUCGGAAACUCUGGAAAUCAGAAUACAAAUACAUUCUCCCAAGGACAAGGAUCAUCUGGAAAUCAGAAUCAGAACGCGUUCGGACAAAGCUCUUCUAACUCAGGCACUUUUAACGGCAAUCAAUUCCAGCAAGGCUUUUCCAAUUCAAACAGCGGAUUCAACAACCAGAACUCGCAGAAUUCAUUCAGUCAAGGAUCUUCAAAUUCUGGAGUGCAAUCUGGUUUCCAGAAUCGAUUCGGAGGAUCGAGUGGAGGAGUGCAGAACGGACAGAAUGAUCAGAAUCAAUCGAAUCAGGGAGCAGUCAACGGACAAAUGGGCGCGCAGAGCACUUUCGGAGCGAGUUCCGGAAUGAUGAACAACGAUCAGAACGGUUUCGGCACGUCCUCAUCGUCUGGAAACUUCAAUGGGCCGAAUGCUCAGAAUCAGAAUCCGUUCAGUCAGAAUUCCAAUGCGAAUCAGGGCCAGGCCGGAAACAGUUUCCAACAGAACCAAAUGCCUUUCGGUCCUCCGGUUGUCUCGAGUAACUCACAAUUCGGACCAAUGCAGGUUGGAUCUUCCGGUCAAAACGCGCCUUUUACUCCCACGGAAUGGAACUUUCAGCCAGGCAAUCAAGGAGUCCAUUAUGUUGGCGGAGGGGACGCGAAUAACGGAGGAGCAGUGAGUGAAAGGGUUACUGUGGGCUACUGUGUCUUCGUUCUUUCAGGGAUCAUCUGGAAUGACCGACGAGGCUAAGCAAAUUGCAGUUCAGAUUCAGGUAAGUAUUGAAAAGCUUUUCGACAAUCAUUGAGAACGGGUUUCAGGCGAUCCGUGAUAACCUGAGCAUCACGCAGAACGAGUCAAACUACCUGAUCGGCCAGCUGAAAGCGAGUCUCCCGCCCGAGUUGCAAAGCCAAUUGCAAAGCGUCUGA
Molecule: messenger RNA, 1317 nt
Organism: Caenorhabditis sp. 36 PRJEB53466
Lineage: Eukaryota; Metazoa; Nematoda; Chromadorea; Rhabditida; Rhabditidae
Source: the annotation of a GenBank genome assembly